Pogonomyrmex barbatus (red harvester ant) is the source of this 2110-nucleotide messenger RNA. It is a transcript of the gene ric8a, whose product is annotated as ric8 guanine nucleotide exchange factor A. The record is from RefSeq and is a predicted model, not a curated record. Gene Ontology annotation, cellular component: cytoplasm. Gene Ontology annotation, biological process: G protein-coupled receptor signaling pathway. Gene Ontology annotation, molecular function: G-protein alpha-subunit binding; guanyl-nucleotide exchange factor activity. NCBI's taxonomy places the organism in Eukaryota, Metazoa, Arthropoda, Insecta, Hymenoptera, Formicidae.
AUGGCGCAGAUAUAAUAUGGCGUGGCGUAAAAAUUUCUUGCCAUCGCCAUGUUUCUUGCUCACCCAAUGAGAAUGAAAAAAAAGGAUAGUUGUCAAAAUUGCAGUGUUUAUUGAUUUAAGUAAAUUUUAUUAUCAUUUAUAUUAUGGAGGUAUUUAUAUUAUGGAGUUAAAUGUAUGAUACAAUUUAAAGGAUCUGAUAUUGAGAUAAAAUAGAGAAAACGAAUAUGGACGAAAUGAAUGUGAUCUCGAAAUUGAUUUCCGGCACAUAUGAAGAAUUCUGUAAAAAUAUUGUUGUGUUUUUAGAAGUUCACGAGAAGACGAUUAAUUUUGAAAAGUUGAAUAGUAAUUGUUUACGAGAGACGCUAUGGAAAAAGUUAUUUCAUUACUUAACAGAUUACACUCACGUAGAUCAACAUCAUCAUUGUUUAGCUGCUUUGAGGAUACUUAGCCGUGAUAAAACUAAUUUGGACGAACUAAUCACUGAUGAUGCAAUAAAGACUAUAUUGCAAAAUGCAGGCUUGACAAAAAUAUGUGAAGGAGAACAAAUCUUAUGUACUAUUGUUACAAUAGAAUCAUUGAAAUUGCUGUGCAAUUUAUUAUUUAAUAGUGCAAAGGUACAACAGUCGGAAGUAUUAAUAUCCUCAUUACCUUAUCUUAUUGACCGAAUUAAAAACUAUACUGAUGAUACUCCCAAUGAUGUUAAAUUAUUUGAUAUUAGACUAUUGUUUUUACUUACUGCACUAAAUACUUCUACAAGAGAUAUAGUCAAAACUGAGUUGUGUGGUGACAUAUGUCUCAUUCACAUGAUAGAGGAAUUUGCGAUACAAAAUCAAAAUAAUGAGCUUGAGGAAAUAAAAAUAGUUUGCGAAGUUUUAAAAGUUCUCUUCAAUUUGUAUAUACACUCGGAUGAUGGACUCGAGGAUCAGGAAAAAUAUAAGAAUUUAAUGUUAACUUUAUAUAAAUUGUUAACUCGUAAAUACUCGACACAGCAAGAUGAGCUUGAAAGCAAUAUCGUCAAUUUGUUGACCGUAAUACCAUAUAAUUGUUAUACACCAAUUAUACAACCUGUUGAGUGCAAUGAUUGCAAGAAUGUAUAUCAAAACAUGAAUAUGAGCGCUAUAUAUGUUUUACUUCGAUUUUUAGAGAAAAAGUUGGAAUGUAAAGCACAUUUAAUAGAAAACUUUUCUCCGAUAAUUACUGCGCUAGUCAAACUCGUCAAGUCGGAAAGGCUUGUUCGCAAAUACGUAAGGUUGCAGAUUCUACCUCCAUUAAAGGAUGUCAUGAAUCGUCCUGAAGAAGGGACGACGUUAAGGGCCAAGUUAUGCAAAUUGUUAACAUCACCUAUCACAAAAUUGCGGGAUCUAGUUGCAGAAUUUUUAUUUGUCCUUUGUAAAGAAAAUGUUAGCCGUAUGGUGAAGUAUACAGGAUAUGGAAAUGCAGCGGGAAUGUUUGCCACAAAGGGAUUGUUAGGAUGUAAGCAAGAGAAAACGGCUUAUUCCUCUGAUUCGGAAGACAGCGAAACGGAAGAAUACCAAAAAUACAAGGAUCAAAUAAACCCAGUAACUGGAUGUUUCGAGCAUCCCAAACCAAAUCCACUUGAGGGUAUGACGGAGGAGCAAAAGGAAUACGAAGCUUUAAAACUAGUGAAUCUUGUCGAUAAAUUAACAAAGGAGGGAGUCGUGCGUCCUUGCCGCAUCGGCGAUGAUGGGAAACCAGAACCGAUAGAGCACGUUCUCGAAUUACAGAACGAAUUGCCGAAACAGCAGUACAACAGGAAAGAUUCUGACUCCGAAUGAAUACGUUGUAUCAUCUUCAAAAUACAAAAACGUUCGUGUAUACAUAUAUAUAUAUAUAUAUAUAUUUCUUUAGAUUCUUCCGAAUAAAAAUAUUUAAAUCGCAAAAAAAUCUUUCUGUUAUUAAGCCUGCACCAAGUAAUCGCUUGUAUUAGAUAAAUAGUACAAUUGUUAAAUUACAUAAAUAUAGAUAUAAAUAUGAAUAUCGUAUAAAAUCGGGAUUGAAGAUCCAAAUAGUUUCAUAUAAAUGAAAUCGCAUCUGUGAUGAUUACACGAAUAAAAAGAAUUCGAUAUUUAGUUGAUUACUUUAUUGAAAA